AUGUCAUCUCAAAAGUGUCUAAAGUUUGUCCAGAGUGUCUUUGAAUCUUUCCAGGCCAAUUCUGGUCUGGAACCAAGGCUUCUCAAUGGGGCGCUGAUAUGUGUGAUGAAUANNGUCACUUACCUGAACUCUGGCGGUAAGAUCGGAGAUUUGAUUCGUGCGAACACUCGCCCAAAACAGANNUACGUCACACUUGCUUGGAAGGACCCAAACAACAUUGUCGAGGAGUUGUCGCCAAAGCCGGGGAAAAGUCUGGAU
This is a messenger RNA of Aureobasidium musti, 258 nucleotides long. The record is from the annotation of a GenBank genome assembly. NCBI's taxonomy places the organism in Eukaryota, Fungi, Ascomycota, Dothideomycetes, Dothideales, Saccotheciaceae.